Physella acuta is the source of this 774-nucleotide messenger RNA. RefSeq lists its product as uncharacterized. Gene Ontology annotation, molecular function: carbohydrate binding. The record is from RefSeq and is a predicted model, not a curated record. NCBI's taxonomy places the organism in Eukaryota, Metazoa, Mollusca, Gastropoda, Physidae.
AUGAAACUCCAAAUUUUGUUAGUUUUGUAUUUGACAACUUUCAUGUGUAUGACGCGUGAAGGUGAAACAAAUGACAAGACAAGCAUAAAUCUACAAAGAAGAUCUCCUGAAAGAUAUCCUUUGCCAUACGUUGGAGAAAUUCGUUUUCCGAUGUAUUCAGGAAAAGAGAUCACUGUCGAAGGACCCAACUCAAGAGAGGAUUUUGGAUUCACUGUUAAACUAUGCCAAACAGUUUCUUGUGGUAGCGAAGUGGCAUUAGAACUGAACAUUAAUCCCAAUGAAAAUAAAAUGAUCAGAUCUUCCAGUUAUGAUAACGAGUCGAAAAAAGAGGAUGAUUACGGUGUUCUAAUCUUCAAAUCUGAAAAUCAAUUUAAGAUUGAUAUAAUAAUUACAGACUCAAUCUUUAAGAUUUAUGUGGAUGGAGAUAUAUUUGUUACUUACCCAAACAAUAUGCCCAUUGCAAACAUCAAAUACAUUCAUAUAUCUGGGAAAGUUGUAGUGCAGUGGAUUCUUUUCUCAUAUGUCAACCCUGUAAAUCCAGUUAAAAUAGAACGACGUCCGGGUGGUGAAAGAAUUAUCGUUUAUGGACACAGAAUUGCAGAAGAAGAUUUAACACUCAACAUUCGAUGCCCAUCUGAGGGUAAUGGUAACGAUAGCAGUGAAAAUAUAGCUACUCAAAGACUUAGUGUCCACUCAGGUCCAGGAGAUCCAGGGUCCAUUCUGGUCCUAGAGAUCAAGGGUCCACAAUUAUCCAGGGUCCACACUGGUCCAUGA